AUGGUGAUUUGUGUCCACACUUUUUGUGUAUUUUGGGUUUCAGGAGGCGCCCAUUAUUGGGCGACUCCGAAAAACAUAAAUUGUGUACACACAAAUUUCCUUGUGUAUGUGUGUCGUAUUUUGUGCCUUGGCACGGAAAUGCAUGUGAACAAAAAUUUGUGUAAGACACAUUUAAUGCCAAUUCACCCUCAGUGA
Messenger RNA from Chondrus crispus (carragheen), 195 nucleotides. RefSeq lists its product as hypothetical. Bases 1 to 195 code for a protein of 64 amino acids. The record is from RefSeq and is a predicted model, not a curated record. The transcript has a single exon. Lineage: Eukaryota; Rhodophyta; Florideophyceae; Gigartinales; Gigartinaceae.